This is a messenger RNA of Diachasmimorpha longicaudata, 3098 nucleotides long. It is a transcript of the gene Set, whose product is annotated as protein SET. Gene Ontology annotation, cellular component: nucleus; chromatin. Bases 162 to 1100 code for a protein of 312 amino acids. Gene Ontology annotation, molecular function: chromatin binding; histone binding. The transcript is spliced from 4 exons. The record is from RefSeq and is a predicted model, not a curated record. Gene Ontology annotation, biological process: nucleosome assembly. NCBI's taxonomy places the organism in Eukaryota, Metazoa, Arthropoda, Insecta, Hymenoptera, Braconidae.
UGCGCGCCACGGAAAUUCGUGCGAUUCCACGAGAGAGCCCCGCAUUGACGAGUGUGUGCGAAGCACUGAGUGCGUGUGUGUGUAGUGCGAGUGCUGGGUGACUGUAAUCCACUGUUGUAACUAGGCUAUUGUGAAAAAUUUCACAUAAAAUAGAAAUUAAAAUGUCUUCGCCGACGAAGAAGCUGAAGAAAUUGGAGGACAGCGCGGGAGACGGUAAUGAUACACGUGAUUAUAACAUUGAAAUACAGAAGACACUCGAGGAAAUUGACGGUUGUCAGAAUCAAAUCGAUGGGCUCAAUGAGAAGGCUAGCGAUGAGAUACUCGAGGUGGAGAAAAAAUACAACAAGCUACGAAAGCCGUAUUUCCAAAAACGCAACGACAUCAUCAAGAGGAUACCCAAUUUUUGGUUAACAGCUUUUGUUAAUAAUAAGAAAAUCGCCGAAAUUCUCGAAGAGGACGAGGAGGAUGCGCUUCGAUAUCUCAACAAACUUGAGGUCGAGGAAUUCGAAGACAUCAAGUCUGGGUACAGAAUCAAUUUCUAUUUCGAUGAGAAUCCGUAUUUCGAGAACGAGGUGCUCACUAAAGAAUUCCACUUGGGAUCAUCUGGUGAGUGGGGAUUAGGGGAUCCAGCCUCUCAGAGUACACCAAUCCGCUGGAAGGAUGGGGCUGAUUUAACGAAGAGGUCGAAGGGAAAGGCUCAGCUCAAGGGACGCAAGAGGCCACUUGGUCACAGGUCGUUUUUCGAUUGGUUCACGGAUCACGGGGACCCAAGCUCUGAUGAUAUUGCUGAGUUAAUUAAGGAUGAUAUGUGGCCAAAUCCUCUGCAGUACUACCUGGCACCUGAUAUGGACGUCGAAAACGGCAUCGAAGGUGAUGGUGAGGAGGUGGAUGGAGACAGUGAGGAGGAGGAAGAAGACGAGGAGGAUGUCGGAGGAGAAGACGGUGACGAUGUUGGUGAGGGUGAGGAGGCAGACGACAGUAUAGUGGUUGUGGAGGAUGAUGCAGACCUGGAGGAUGAGGACGAAGGCGCCAAUGAUGAGGAUGAUUUGCUGGUUGACGACGAGGGUGAUCAGGAGGCCGAUGGCGAGGAGCCAGAAUAAAGGGCCUAAUUAUUGACAGAUAUUUGUCACGGAUAAACCAGCAUGAUUCACUCAAUUCUCAUUACCACCAGAAUUAUUAAACAGCGAACGGAGAACAAUGGAAAUCAGCACAAGAUUUGGAAAAAAAUAACAAAAUGCAUUGGGCCCUCAUGGGGGGUCAAUGAGACCCAAGAGUCUUUGCCUGGAACUUGUUACAUGAUAAUUAUAUUGAUAAAUAGGAUAGGGUAAAAUUAAGCUCUGAGGAACUGGGCAGGGAUUCUUAGUCAAUACUCUGAGCCCCCAGGGAAACAUUUAUUUUACUCGAAGAAGCAAAAUAAAAGUACGUAAUUAUAGAAACAUGAACGAGGCACUCGUGAACGCGAUCUGAUCGAUUACAAUCCUGGUGAUUCAUUUACACAUCCUGUCUCGUUUUGAUUUCGUAAAAAAAAACAAAUUUUAUUCGUGAAUUAACUUUGACGGAGUGUUGUCGAUAUUGUAUAUACGUGGUAACUCGGACUUUUAUUCCAAUGAACUGUCAUUUGAUUGUGUCAGAAGAAAACGUUCUUAACGCCUCGUUUCUCUCUUCCAGUUUACUAUUUUUAAGGAACCCCGCAGACACUCAUCCACACACUACUUCAGUCGCUACGUAACUUGGGCAGUAGUUGCCAUCGGUGUAGAAAAUUUCAAUCCCACUUUUAUCUGCGGUGAAAUGUAUUUUUUUAAAUCUAAAUUUCUAAAUAAGGUUAGAAUUUAGUUAUGAAGCGCGUAAGAAUUUUAUUUUUCAAAACUGAUCCCUUCACCCCAGAGCGAAAUUAAAUUCAGAUGGUUUACGGUGAUGGUAACUUCCGUCCAAGUUAUACAGAGACUUGAAUACAAUAUUUCGCUAUUCUCGAGUAUUUUUUUCUUAUUGUAUAUUUAUGAAAUUAUUGUUUACAAAAUUAUUAAUUGAGAAGGGAAUAUUGGAGUAAUCUGUAAGUUAUAUUUUUGUGAGUAAAGGCAAAACUCUUCUUUAGUGACUCAAAUUAAUUUUGUAAUAGAUUGCGGAGAUCUAUAAAUCAGUGUAGUUAGUCCACAAGCUGUGGUUUUAUUAAUUACUUUGUGUUGAUAACAUUAAGAGAAGAUAAGUAUCAGUUUUAAGGGAUGAUUACAUCGUUUUUUUCACGUGCCACUAGUGUUUGAUGGCAAAUUAUGGCAUAAUGAAAUUUUGUCUUUCAAUAAUAUCCAUUCAUUAUUCAAUACCAUAAAUUGAGUAAUUUUUUCAUUCAUUAUUGACAAUAGGAUUUUUCAAUGUUUUUCAACUCUCUAAAACCCUAACUACUCCUUCAGAUUCUUUUUCGUCAAAAUUUUUUGUUUUCGACCUAACCUUGUCCAAAAUCAAUCUGUAUGGAAUUUCAAAUCACUCAAUACUUUCUGUUCAAUAAAACAAUGUUAUUGAGAAGUAAAAAUUUCAUGCCUACAUUUUUUGAAUAAAAAAAUUUCUUUUAAUCGUGAAAUUUGCCUAUCGAAUAAUUCGGGUACUGAAAAAGGGUGGUGUGUCCUCUUUCCAAUCAACAUACUGUUAAAGGGUGCAUAAUAUGCGUAAUUUGAUGAAUCGAAUCUUCGAGUGAAUCAAAUGCAAUGAAAAUGCCGAACAAUUAGCCGAGGAACCUUCAUUAUAUCCAAUAACCGUAGACCUUGGAUUGAUUUUAAUUUUUGUUUUUGAUUUCCACGAUAAAGAACGUUACAGGGGUAUCAAGUUGCACUAAAUAAAAUAACAUCUUUCAAUCCCCGAUGCAAAACUUGAUAUCCAGGGUUAAAAUCAAUAGAAAAAACUCGUCCAUUUUCGAGUAACUAAGGAAUGAACCUCAUGUCGACCUUGCAAUUGCUGCAGAUGAUGUUUUUUCUCAUCCCAGACCUGGUCAUUUAUUUUUUUAAUUCACGAACCACUGAAAUAUGUUCAUUUUUUUCAUGUAAAAAUUCGUAGAUUCAUAUUUAUACACAAAUUCUGUGAAUAAAAUACUUUGAGUACUAUAACGUGAA